Ochotona princeps (American pika) is the source of this 4318-nucleotide messenger RNA. It is a transcript of the gene TBC1D1, whose product is annotated as TBC1 domain family member 1. Lineage: Eukaryota; Metazoa; Chordata; Mammalia; Lagomorpha; Ochotonidae. The transcript has 22 exons. The coding region runs from base 213 to 4049 and encodes 1278 amino acids. The record is from RefSeq and is a predicted model, not a curated record.
GAAGAGCUCAGCCAGCCGCGCACGAUGGAUGCCCAGCGCGCCCAGGCCGGCCCCAGGAUGCCCGGGAGCAACACCUGCGCGCCCUGGCCGCCCAUCGGGUUCUGAGCGCGGCACUGCACAGGAUUCUGUAUCAGAUGUGUGUAAAAUAGACUGCUUGGUUGAAAGCAGAAAAGCAGCACAAGGAUUUGCUGAAUCCCCUGACCUUUCUCAAGAUGGAACCAAUAACCUUCACAGCGAGGAGACAUAUCUUCCCGAACGAGGCCUCAGUGGACUUUGGCCUUCAGCUGGUGGGCUCUUUGCCCGUGCAUGCUCUCACCACCAUGCCCAUGCUGCCCUGGGUGGUAGCUGAGGUACGAAGGCUCAGUGGGCAGAGCUCCAAAAAGGAGCCUGUUAACAAGCAGGUGCGGCUUUGUGUCUCGCCCUCCGGACUGAGAUGUGAACCUGACCCAGGGAAAAGUCAACAGUGGGACCCAUUGAUCUGUUCCAGUGUCUUUGAGUGCAAGCCUCAGCAUGUUCACAAGCUCAUUCACAACAGUCAUGACCCCAGUUACUUUGCCUGUCUGAUUAAGGAAGACGCCGCCCAUCGGCAGAGUAUCUGCUACGUGUUCAAAGCUGACGAUCAAACAAAAGUGCCCGAGAUCAUCAGCUCCAUCCGCCAGGCCGGCAAGAUCGCACGUCAGGAGGAGCUGCACUGCCCAUCCGAGUUUGACGACACGUUCGCCAAGAAGUUCGAGGUGCUCUUCUGUGGUCGUGUGACGGUGGCCCACAAGAAGGCACCGCCGGCCCUCAUCGACGAGUGCAUCGAGAAGUUCAACCAUGUCAGCUGCAGCAGGCGAGCAGCGGACACAGACGCUGCUGGGGUCGGGAAUCCCGAGCCUCUGGGUGCCGGGGGCGAAGUUAGCCUCCCGGACAAACUCCGAGCAGUGCUGCCCGGGGUGGCGGCCGAGGAGCCGGGCCGCAGGCCCAUGCGCAAGUCCUUCUCACAGCCGGGCCUGCGCUCACUGGCCUUCCGGAGGGAGUUCCAGGACGGAGGCCUUCGGAGCAGCAGUUUCUUCAGCUCCUUGGAGGAGAGAGACAUCGAGAACCACCUCCUCAGCGGACACCAUGUUGUGCAGCCGACAGAUAUUGAGGAAAACAGAACUAUGCUCUUUACGAUUGGCCAAUCAGAAGUUUACCUCAUCAGUCCGGACACCAAAAAAGUAGCAUUGGAGAAAAACUUUAAGGAGAUAUCCUUUUGCUCUCAGGGCAUCCGGCACGUGGACCACUUUGGGUUUAUCUGCCGGGAGUCUUCGGGCGGUGGCGGCGGCGGCCUUCAUUUCGUCUGCUACGUGUUUCAGUGCGCCAACGAAGCUCUGGUCGAUGAAAUCAUGAUGACCCUGAAGCAGGCCUUCACAGUGGCCGCGGUGCAGCAGACGGCCAAGGCGCCAGCCCAGCUGUGUGAGGGCUGCCCCCUGCAGGGCCUGCACAAGCUCUGUGAACGCAUAGAGGGAAUGAAUUCUUCUAAAACCAAACUAGAACUCCAGAAGCACCUGACAACCUUAACCAACCAGGAGCAAGCGACCAUUUUUGAGGAGGUUCAGAAAUUGAGGCCAAGAAAUGAACAGCGAGAGAAUGAGUUGAUUAUUUCCUUUCUGAGAUGUCUAUAUGAAGAGAAGCAGAAAGAACACGUCCACAUCGGGGAGAUGAAGCAGCCCGGGCACGUUGCUGCAGAGAAUGUUGGAAGUGAGCUACCAUCCAGUGCCACUCGCUUCAGGCUGGACAUGCUGAGAACCAAAGCGAAGAGGUCUCUGACGGAGUCCUUGGAGAGUAUCCUGUCCCGAGGUAACAAAGCCAGAGGUCUGCCAGAACAUUCUACCGGUGUGGAUCUCGACAGUUCCAUGUCUAGCACAUUAAGUAACUCCAGCAAAGAGCCAUCGCUGGGUGAAAAGGAGGCCCCGCCUGUCCCCGAGAGCUCCUUCAAGCUGCUGGGAUCCUCAGAUGACCUGAGCAGCGAUUCAGAGAGCCACCCCACAGAAGAGCCGGUGCUGCUGUCUCCCCAGCAGGCCUUCAGGAGGCGGGCAAACACCCUUAGUCACUUCCCCGUAGAGGGCCAGGAGUCACUGGGACCCGCCCAGGGCUCACCAGGGGUCUCGCAGAGGAAACUGAUGAGGUACCACUCACUGGGCACCGAGACACCUCAGGAACACAGUGGGGACCGUGCACCUGCUGGCGAGGCUGGGCCUGGCCCAGGCCAGUGCCUGGCUCCUCCACCUCGUCUUAACCCCUCCACCUCCUCACCCAACUUUUUUAAGUGUGUAAAACAUACUUCCAGUGGAGAGCCAAGUGGGAAUGCCGUGCCCAAGAGCGUCUCCUACCGUAAUGCCCUGCGGAAAAAACUUCAUUCUUCUUCCUCUGUGCCAAAUUUUCUAAAAUUUCUGGCUCCUGUAGAUGAAAAUAACACCUCUGACUUUGUGAGCACCAAAAGGAACUUGGAACCCAAAGCUAACCAUGUGGGGGACUCCGGUGGGACCCCCGUGAAGACACGCAGACACUCGUGGCGGCAGCAGAUCUUCCUUCGGGUGGCUACCCCACAGAAAGCGGGCGACUCACCGAGCAGAUACGAAGAUUAUACGGAGCUGGGAGACCUCCCACCACGGUCUCCCCUAGAGCCUGUUUGUGAAGAUGGGCCCUUUGGUCCCGUGCCCGAGGAGAAGAAAAGGACCUCAAGGGAGCUUCGAGAGCUGUGGCGAAAGGCUAUCCUGCAGCAGAUCCUGCUCCUGAGGAUGGAGAAGGAGAACCAGAAGCUGCAAGCCUCCGAAAACGAUCUGCUCAACAAGCGCCUGAAGCUCGAUUAUGAGGAAAUCACUCCUUGUCUUAAAGAGGUGACUGCAGUGUGGGAAAAGAUGCUCGGCACUCCGGGCCGGGCAAAGAUCAAGUUUGACAUGGACAGAAUGCACUCGGCUGUCGGGCAAGGUGUCCCACGUCAUCAUCGGGGUGAAAUCUGGAAAUUUCUGGCAGAGCAGUUCCACCUGAAGCAUCCGUUCCCCAGCAAACAGCAACCGAGGGAUGUGCCAUACAAAGAACUCCUAAAGCAGCUGACAUCCCAGCAGCACGCCAUCCUCAUCGACCUCGGACGAACCUUUCCAACACAUCCCUACUUCUCUGCCCAGCUUGGAGCCGGCCAGCUGUCGCUCUACAACAUUUUGAAGGCCUACUCACUUCUAGACCAGGAAGUGGGGUACUGCCAGGGUCUCAGCUUUGUAGCAGGCAUCUUACUGCUGCAUAUGAGCGAGGAAGAAGCAUUUCGAAUGCUCAAGUUUCUAAUGUUUGACAUGGGCCUGCGGAAACAGUAUCGGCCGGACAUGAUUAUCUUACAGAUCCAGAUGUACCAGCUCUCGCGGCUACUCCACGACUACCACCGAGACCUGUACAAUCACCUGGAAGAGCAUGAGAUCGGCCCCAGCCUCUACGCCGCGCCCUGGUUCCUCACCGUGUUUGCCUCACAGUUCCCACUGGGAUUUGUUGCCAGAGUCUUUGAUAUGAUCUUCCUUCAGGGGUCAGAGGUCAUAUUCAAAGUGGCCCUAAGUCUGUUGGGAAGCCACAAGCCCUUGAUUCUGCAGCACGAAAACCUAGAGACCAUAGUCGACUUCAUAAAAAACACACUCCCCAACCUGGGCUUGGUACAAAUGGAGAAGACCAUCAGCCAGGUGUUUGAGAUGGACAUCGCCAAGCAGUUACAAGCUUAUGAAGUCGAGUACCACGUGCUUCAAGAAGAGCUCAUCGACUCCUCGCCUCUCAGUGACAACCAAAGAAUGGAUAAGUUAGAGAAAACUAACAGCAGCUUACGCAAACAGAACCUUGACCUCCUGGAACAGUUGCAGGUGGCCAACAGCAGGAUCCAAAGCCUGGAAGCCACAGUGGAGAAGCUGCUGGGCAGUGAGAGCAAGCUAAAGCAGGCCUUGCUGGCACUGGAGCUGGAGCGGGCUGCCCUGCUGCAGGCCAUGGAGGGGCUGCAGCAGGGCCAGCCGGGGGGUCCCGACCCUGCUCAGCUCCAGCCCACAGGCGACUGACAAUGGCUGCACAGAAGAGAACGCAGCUGCAUCCCAACACUUUCCAGGCCCUGACGGAGAGAGACAGAGGAUGCUGCAGGGAGAGAAGGCAGCAUGGAGCGAGCUUCUCAGGGAGGACACUGACUUGCCAGCAUGCGGAGUCUUACAAGGGAUCCCCAUCCUGGUGUUUGUGUGUUGUUUUUGGUUCUCAUACGUCCUUCUCCAGUCCUCAUUACUGUACUUGGUAGCUUUAGAUGGCAUGGACACCAAUAAAUGCACCUUUAUAUUUC